Hemibagrus wyckioides is the source of this 7738-nucleotide messenger RNA. It is a transcript of the gene scn4ab, whose product is annotated as sodium channel, voltage-gated, type IV, alpha, b. Gene Ontology annotation, molecular function: calcium ion binding; voltage-gated sodium channel activity. Gene Ontology annotation, cellular component: voltage-gated sodium channel complex; axon; plasma membrane. The record is from RefSeq and is a predicted model, not a curated record. Lineage: Eukaryota; Metazoa; Chordata; Actinopteri; Siluriformes; Bagridae. The transcript has 26 exons. Gene Ontology annotation, biological process: membrane depolarization during action potential; neuronal action potential; sodium ion transmembrane transport. Bases 73 to 5412 code for a protein of 1779 amino acids.
CAAUCCAGCAGUGUUAUCUGAGUGUGUGUUCCUCAUCAGUGCGGAGAGCGUUCAGUGCAUCGAGCAGCGAGGAUGACUAAAAAGGGAAAGAUUUCACUGUUGGAGGCAUGGCUCAGGAAUCGCACCGCUCACCUGAAGAGAGCAGAAAAACUGAAAUUAUGGCUGAAACACUUGGCGUUGCUGAGAGGCCCCGAGCUGGUUCUGUCUCUCGCCCAGCAGAAUGUGAAGAUGGCACGUUUGCUCCCCCCCGCAGGCACUACUGUGUUCCGCCGCUUUACUCCGGAGUCGCUGGCUGAGUGCGAGCGACUUAAGGCAGAGGCAGAUGCUGAAGAAGCAAACAGGAAAGCCCAGAACAUUGAGAUCCCCGAGGAGGAAUUGCCCAAACCCUCCAAAGACCUUGAAGUUGGAAAAUCCUUACCAUUUAUCUAUGGAGAUCCUCCACCUGAGCUCCUGAACAUCCCUCUGGAAGAGCUUGAUCCCUACUACAAAUCCAAGAAAACUUUCAUCGUGAUCAGCAAAGGGAAUACAAUCAACAGGUUCAAUGUGGAGCCAGCCUGUUACCUCCUCACUCCCUUUAACCCCAUCCGCAGAUUUUCCAUCCGAGUCCUCAUCCACUCAUUGUUUAGCCUGUUCAUCAUGGUAACCAUCCUGUCCAACUGCAUCUUCAUGACCAUGAGCAACCCACCUGAAUGGAGCAAAAUUAUGGAGUACGUGUUUACAGGGAUCUACACCUUCGAGGCUCUGAUUAAAGUCUUAUCUAGAGGGUUCUGUAUUGGAGACUUCACAUUCCUUCGAGAUCCAUGGAACUGGCUGGAUUUCAUGGUGAUCAGCAUGGCGUACAUCACUGAGUUUGUGGACUUGGGAAACGUUUCAGCUCUGAGGACCUUCCGUGUGCUUCGAGCCCUGAAAACAAUCACUGUAAUUCCUGGUCUGAAAACCAUUGUUGGCGCACUGAUUCAAUCUGUGAAGAAACUGGGAGACGUCAUGAUCCUGACCAUCUUCUGUCUCAGCGUUUUCGCCCUCAUUGGCCUGCAGCUGUUCAUGGGAAUUCUGCGCAACAAGUGUGUCCUAUGGCCUCCUCCGGGCUUCAACGACACCACAGACACUAACAGCACUUUCGACUUUGAAGCAAUCAGAAACAAUCCUGAGUAUUACUACUUCCUGCCUGGUAGCUUGGACCCACUUCUUUGUGGAAACAGUUCAGAUGCUGGGGUUUGUCCUGAGGGCUACGUGUGUAUGAAAGUAGGAAGGAAUCCAAAUUACGGAUACACCAGCUACGACAAUUUCGGCUGGGCCUUCCUCGCCCUCUUCCGCCUUAUGACACAAGACUUCUGGGAAAACUUGUUCCAGCUGACUCUCCGGUCAGCAGGGAAGACCUACAUGAUCUUCUUUGUGGUCAUCAUCUUCUUAGGCUCCUUUUACCUGAUCAAUCUGAUUUUAGCUGUGGUGGCAAUGGCAUACGCAGAGCAGAACGAAGCCACUAUAGCUGAAGCUAAAGAGAAAGAGGCGGAGUAUGCCAUGAUCAUGGAGCAGCUCAAAAAGCAAUCCGAGCAAAGAAAAGCGAUGAAAGAAAGCAACAAGAAAGAAGAGUGUGAUGAAGAACAUAAACACGGAGAGUCUAUUGAGGUGUCCAAAUCAAAUGGAUCCAAAGGAAGCAUGGACUUAAUAGAAGGACCUGGCCAGCAAAACAGGAAAGCCAGUGUUGUGAGCUCUGCAAGCCACACACUAGAUGAAUUGGAAGAGUUAGAAAGGCCAUGCCCACCUUGCUGGUACAAGUUUGCAGACAUUUUCCUAAAGUGGAAUUGCUGUGUACCAUGGAUUAAAUUAAAAAAAUGGGUGCACUUUAUUGUGAUGGAUCCCUUUGUGGACUUGGGCAUCACUAUCUGCAUCGUACUAAACACCGUUUUUAUGGCCAUGGAGCACUAUCCAAUGACUGCGGACUUUGAAUAUGUCUUGUCUGUUGGAAAUUUGGUGUUCACGGGCAUCUUCGCUGCAGAGAUGGUCUUGAAACUAAUAGCGCUGGACCCAUACUACUACUUCCAGGUUGGAUGGAAUAUAUUCGACAGCAUCAUCGUGACCAUGAGUCUUGUGGAACUCGGAUUGGCUGACGUAGAAGGGCUCUCUGUUCUCCGGUCCUUCCGACUUAUGCGUGUCUUCAAGUUGGCAAAGUCAUGGCCCACAUUGAACAUGCUGAUUAAAAUCAUUGGUAACUCUGUGGGUGCUCUGGGGAACCUGACCCUCGUCCUGGGCAUCAUCGUCUUCAUCUUCGCUGUGGUGGGCAUGCAGCUGUUUGGGAAUAGUUACAAGGACUGUGUUUGUAAAAUCUCUGACAGCUGUGAGCUGCCACGCUGGCACAUGACAGACUUCUUCCAUUCGUUCCUAAUUGUGUUUCGGAUCCUGUGUGGCGAGUGGAUUGAAACCAUGUGGGACUGCAUGGAGGUGGCAGGCCAGGGCAUGUGCAUUAUCGUCUUCAUGAUGGUCAUGGUGAUUGGAAACCUGGUGGUCCUGAAUCUCUUCCUGGCGUUGCUGCUUAGCUCCUUCAGUGGAGACAAUUUGGCAUCAUCAGACGAUGAUGGUGAAAUGAACAACCUGCAGAUUGCCAUAUCAAGAAUCACCAGGGGCAUCGACUGGGUCAAGGCCUUCUUUAUCACAAACGUAAGGCGUUUGUUGCGUCUGAAACCGAAGGAAGAGGAGAAGAAAGGAAAUGAUUUGGUCUUGAACCACAUGGACCCAGGCGAGUCAGGGGACGAAACCAAGGAGGAGCUGAAACUGGAGCUUGAUGGUGCUCUUAGAAUGGCUGUUGUUCCAAUUGCAAAGGGAGAGUCUGAUGUUGAAAGCCCUUAUGAUGAUGAUGACAGCACUUCUGAAGAUGAGGAGAAGACUGAUGAAAAAAAGAAAUUUAAAGAUGCAGACGAUUCGUCCAGCUGCAGCACCGUGGACAAACCUCCAGAGGUGGAAGAAGCAGAUUCAGAGGAUGAACCAGAUCUCAUCACUCCAGUGGAUUGUUGCACAGAGAAAUGCGUUAGACGCUGCCCUUGCCUGGAUUUGGACAUCACCAAGGGCAAAGGAAAGGUAUGGUGGAACAUCCGUAAGACCUGCUACGCCAUUGUGGAGCAUAACUACUUUGAGACCUUCAUCAUCUUCAUGAUCCUCCUCAGCAGUGGUGCCUUGGCAUUUGAGGAUAUUUACAUUGAGCAACGACGAGUGAUUAAAAUCAUUCUUGAAUACGCAGAUCAGGUCUUCACCUACAUUUUUGUCAUCGAGAUGCUUCUAAAAUGGGCUGCGUACGGUUUCAAGAUCUAUUUCACCAACGCUUGGUGCUGGCUGGACUUCCUCAUUGUUGACGUCUCCCUGAUCAGCUUGACAGCUAACAUUCUGGGUUACUCUGAACUUGGACCCAUCAAGUCCCUGAGGACCUUGAGGGCUCUGAGGCCACUUCGCGCCUUGUCCAGAUUUGAGGGAAUGAGGGUGGUGGUGAACGCUCUGGUUGGAGCCAUUCCCUCUAUAUUUAACGUGAUGCUGGUGUGUCUGAUCUUCUGGCUGAUCUUCAGCAUAAUGGGCGUGAACCUGUUUGCUGGAAAAUUCUACUAUUGCUUUAACACAACCGCUGAAGAGUAUUUCUCAGCUGAAGAGGUGGAAAACAAAAGCCACUGCUUGGAGCUGAGUUAUACUUCUGAAGAUGUGAGAUGGAUGAACACCAAGGUCAACUUCGAUAAUGUGGGCAUGGGCUACCUCUCCCUGCUGCAAGUGGCAACAUUUAAAGGUUGGAUGGACAUCAUGUAUGCUGCAGUAGAUUCUCGGCAGGUGGAGGAUCAACCAGUAUAUGAGGCCAACCUCUACAUGUACCUGUACUUUGUGAUUUUCAUCAUCUUUGGCUCCUUUUUCACCCUCAAUUUAUUCAUUGGUGUCAUCAUUGAUAACUUUAACCAACAGAAAUCAAAGAUAAGAGGACAAGACCUCUUCAUGACAGAAGAGCAGAAGAAAUAUUAUAACGCUAUGAAGAAACUCGGCUCAAAGAAACCGCAGAAACCCAUCCCACGUCCUCAAAACUGUUUCCAAGGCUUCAUAUUCGACAUCGUCACUAAACAGUUCUUCGACAUCUUGAUCAUGGGCCUGAUCUGUCUGAACAUGGUCACCAUGAUGGUGGAGACGGACGACCAGAGUGCCGAGGUUGAACAGAUCCUGUUCAUGAUUAACUUCGUCUUUAUCGUCAUCUUCACUGGAGAGUGCGUGCUCAAGCUCAUCGCCCUGCGGCAGUAUUUCUUUCACGUUGGGUGGAAUAUUUUCGAUUUUAUCGUAGUCAUACUUUCAAUUUUGGGCUUAGUCCUGGCAGAUAUCAUCGAGAAGUACUUUGUCUCACCUACGCUUUUCCGUGUCAUCCGACUCGCCAGAAUUGGCCGCGUUCUGCGUCUGAUCCGAGGCGCUAAAGGCAUCAGAACGCUGCUGUUUGCCCUGAUGAUGUCGCUCCCUGCCCUCUUCAACAUCGGCCUCCUCCUCUUUUUAAUCAUGUUCAUCUUCUCCAUCUUCGGCAUGUCCAACUUUGCCUACGUGAAAAAAGAAGGCGGCAUCGACGACAUGUUCAAUUUCGAGACCUUUGGGAACAGUAUCAUAUGUCUGUUCAUGAUCACAACAUCUGCCGGCUGGGAUGGGCUUCUGUCCCCAAUCCUCGAUAGCAGACCUCCUGACUGUGACCCAGACAUUGAGAAUCCCGGCACGGAUGUGAGGGGGAACUGUGGAAAUGCUGGUGUGGGAAUAGUCUUCUUUUGCACCUACAUCGUGAUGUCAUUCCUGGUGGUGGUGAACAUGUACAUCGCCAUCAUUCUAGAGAACUUCAAUGUGGCGACAGAGGAGAGCAGUGAACCUAUAUGUGAGGAAGACUUUGAGAUGUUCUACGAGACCUGGGAGAAAUUUGAUCCAGAUGCUUCACAGUUCAUUGAAUUCAGCAAGCUGUCUGACUUCUGCGACACACUGAAAGAUCCACUGAAGAUCCCCAAGCCCAACAUGGUCAAGCUGAUUGCCAUGGACUUGCCAAUGGUCCCUGGGGACAGGAUUCACUGUCUGGACAUCCUGCUGGCUCUCACGACCGAAGUGCUGGGUGAGUCCGGGGAAAUGGACAUGCUCAAGUCCAGUAUGGAGGAGAAAUUCAUGGCGAACAACCCUUCUAAAGUGUCAUAUGAGCCCAUAACCAGCACUCUCCGACGGAAACAGGAGGAAGUGGCCGCUAAGGUCAUCCAGAGAGCCUACCGCAAAUACAAACUCAGGCAUCCUCGCAAACCUGGAGCCCUCAGUUUUAGGCAAAAGUGCAACAAGCCUUUGAGUGUAGCUCUGCAGAACGAGGUGGUGUUACAUUCUGCCCCUUUCACCAUCCCUGACUCAACCUACGUCGACAACUUGAAGGAGUCCGUUGUCUAGUGAGAUCUUGCUGGUUUUUCUGGUUACAUGUUCAUAAGAAUGACACUGUUUUCACUUCCACUGCUUGGUCACUUCUUCCAAAGUUAUCACGUCCCAGAUACGAAGGUCAUGUGAGCGUGACACUUUUUAUAGCUCACUAUAAAGAAGUUAAGAACUACAAUUGGUGAAGAAGCCAGUGGCAAGAAUUCUUUAAUAAAAAAUGAAAAAAGGUAGCAUUAAAGAUGUUAGUCAGGCUCUAAGCACAGUUUUCUAGUCCUGGAAAAAAAGUAAAACAAAGUACAAAUGUAGCAUGGGACUUUUAGAUACUUUUUUUUAUGAUACAAGAUACAAGAGGUUUUCUUUCUUGUGAAAAUUUGAUAAAAAACAAAGAAAACAUGCUGUAUCCAUUUCUCUAUCACCGAUAACCCACAUAUUACAUCAGAUAAGUCCAAUCUACUCAAAUGUUGCAGCCACUUGACUGAAAAUAAUGCAAAUGAUUUGAUUCCUCUUAUUUUACCAUUCAGUUUGUUUCCAGCAGGCAUGCGUUCGAAUACUGUGUAACAUCAACCUCAUCUACUCAACUCCUCAUACCACAUGAUGGCCACCUGCAUAAUGAGGGAACAGGAAAGGGAACAUGCUGUUAGCCUCAUAAAAUUUUCUUUGUGAGGGAAAUAUUACAUAUUCAUGUUUCCAUUUAAAAAAAAAGGGGGAUUUAUGCUGCAUUCAACUGAUUUUUUUUAUUUUUUUAACUCAGAUUUCUGUACGUGAAAAACAAAAAUAGUUCAUGGAUGUUUUGUGGCUAGUUCAUGACUAGUUUCUGGUUAGUUUCUGGCUAUUUUCUGGCUAAUUUAUGACUAAUGUCUGGUUAGUUCAUGACUAUCAGAUGGCUAGAUUAAGACUAGUUUCUGCGUAUUCUCUGACUAGUUUAUGGCUUGUUUACGGUUAGUUUCUGGUGCUUGAAAACAGCAAACACAAGUCAAGCUUUCAUGGAGGCAUCCACAUGUUUUUCCCUCAUUCUUUAGUGCAAAUAAAUAAAAUCUUGGAGCUUGGAAAUUUUGAAAAAAAUCUUGUUCCUGAUCCUGAUGAUGAUCUGAUUCCUUGCAUCUCUCUUUACUUGCUUGAGCAGAGGAGAAGUAAUGAGACGUGGAUGAAGUUGCGCUGGUGACAGUAUUUGAAUGCAGAUUUCAUGCUAGCAUGCUAGCAGUUUCACACAGCAAACCUAGAGUUUGGUUGAUUUCAACUUUACGUUCUCGGCUGGAGGAGUGAAAGCCUUUGCAACAUUAGAUAUUAACAACAGUUUGGAUUUCCGGAGAAUUCAGGGAUAUAAAUUUUGAUGAAUCAUAUUUUCAUUUCUGUCUGAAGCAGCAGUGCACAUAUAUAUAUGGAUCCACUUUUUCUUUUUUUUUGUUUAAAAUGUUAUUCAAUGCAGCUGCGUAUUAUGAAUAUUCUAGUUUAAUUGUAUGAGUCCAGACAGAUACACUUAAGGUCUUAAAUGCUUUUUAAUGUCAAAUGUAAAAUUUGCACGAGCCAGCUUGAAUAAAAAGUUAUUGAUAUUACAAAGCGAAUGCCGUAUUAAAUCCUGUAAUAAAUUUGGCGUAGGUUGGUUUAUCCUAAAAAAGAAAAAAAAAAAAAGCUGAGAAGCUAGCUUUUCAUUUCAGAAUGGAAUCUUAUUUUGUAUUAUUCUAACUUUUGCUUUCUAGACUUAGAUUUACUGUUUUAUUACAGUUUGAUCACUGGUAUUGCUACAGACCAAACAAAAUGAUACAGAACAGCAGUUAAACUUCGCUCUCGGAUCCUAACGUGACUCUACACAUUAGGGUUUUAUUAUUGGAAGUACAAACACUUGGUGAUGAAAGGUGUUAGGCCUGUAGAUUAAAGACUCACCGAAAACAGCAGUGGUAUUAAACCAGUGUUAUAAACAUGAAGCAGAAAUGUUUGGCGUCCUGAGUGGCUGAGAUAAAGUUUUUGUCCUUUUCUGAUUACAUUAGAUUUAAUUUGAUCCAAUCAGACAUUAGAGUAGAUUAUUGAGUUUAGUGUUCCAUUUCUCAGGUCAUGGAAUAAUAAACAUUUAUUCACUCAGACUUAUUACUCUAUUAGUUUUUCAAUUAAUACUGCAACUAAUGGAUUUUUGGAGUAUUAAAAAAUACUAACAUAAAACUACAAGUUAAAAUAUUAAUAAAAAUUUUGAUUGGCAGUGUAUAUAUAAAGAUUUACUUGCAAAAUUCCCCUGUUUACAAUUUGUCCUGAUUAACUGUUAAAUGGCUUUAAUUUUUCAAUCAAGUUAAUAAUGUGUUUACAGUGAGUGCACUUAAAAGCUUCUCUCUCUCUCUCUCUCUCUCUCUCUCUU